AUGCCAAGACGAAGACAAAUUAUUAACAAAGUUCGCGAGUCUCCAAGAAGCCAACCAAUAGUAGACAUGCCAAGACGAAGACAAAUUAUUAACAAAGUUUGCGAGUCUCCAAGAAGCCAACCAACAAGAGCAAUGGCUUUCGAACCACAAGUUAUUGAUUCUGACAACGAAGCGAGUUCAUAUCUUGACACUUGGCAAUCACCUCCACUCUCAGAACCCGAAAACCAAAACCCUGUUAUAACGGAGGCGGACAGUGACGAAAAUAGCCAAGAAAUCCUUGAACGCGGUGAUCGAGAGAUUGCCGAAUGGGUUGCGAGUCGACCCGAAAUCUUAAAACUUGUGAUGGAUUUAACGAGAAAUGACAAGAAACAAGACGAUGCAUACGUGGACCAAUCAGACCGGAUAUAUAAAGAAAGUCGUGCUCUGUUCCUGCGUACGCGCAAUAGUACACCCGAACUGUAUGAAGAAUUUGCUGCGAGAAUCUUGAAGAGUACGCGAGCCCAUCCAAGUGUUGCAGCUGUGGCAAAGAAGAUUGGAGAGGUUACUACAUAUGACGAACUAAAUGACAAAAACCUCUACGAAUUUGUUGACGAUUACGUUUGGCGGGACGUCCUUCACUUGCCAUUAAUGGGAGUCAGCGAAAUGUUGUUGAAUAACAACAAAGAAAUGACGUCGAAGCUCAGGGAAUUCGUUGUGAGGGCCGUAGAGAAGUGGGUAGUAGGGAAUGAAUCGAAGAAAGCCAUAUCCGUCUAA
Messenger RNA from Paraglomus occultum, 753 nucleotides. Lineage: Eukaryota; Fungi; Glomeromycota; Glomeromycetes; Paraglomerales; Paraglomeraceae. The record is from the annotation of a GenBank genome assembly.